AUGCCCCUCAUCCAGAAUACAUCUGUCGAGCACAAAGAAGCGCGUAUCGUCAUCGUAGCCUCUCACGCACACGCCAUGUACACGCCCACCAGUAUCAACUUCGACGAUCUCACGACUGCGAAAGAGAAUGACAUGACCCAAAUCCAAGACAUAUCAGCAAGUUUACAAAGAUACGCUCGUUCCAAACUCGGCAACAUCCAAUACGCACGAGCUCUACAACGCCAGUUGUUAGCUGAGGGUUUUAGCAACAUCUACGUCAACUGCCUCAACCCAGGCACGAUCGGCUCUUCCACUUUCGGGAGCGAUGAUUCCCCGGGUUUGCCACGGUGGGUUAAGAUCGCUUCCAGGACACUCGUGUCCAUAACCAGUAUCUCGCCGCAGGCUGGCGCAUUGAAUUCGUUGAUGCUGGCUACUGAUCCUGAUAUUGUGGUGAGGGACAUCAAGGGGAAGUAUUUUGAUGUUGGGCCCAUGGGUGGGAAGUUUGUGUAUGGGUAUAGCUUUGAGGCUGAGGAGAAGUUAUCUGAACUUGCGAGGAAUGAAAAGGAGGGUGAGAGGUUGAUGAGUUGGAGUGAGGAGGCGGUGAGGGAGGCUUUAGGGAGAUCGUGA
Molecule: messenger RNA, 606 nt
Organism: Cadophora gregata
Lineage: Eukaryota; Fungi; Ascomycota; Leotiomycetes; Helotiales; Ploettnerulaceae
Exons: 3
Coding region: 1-606 (201 amino acids)
Source: RefSeq, a predicted model, not a curated record